AUGGUGCGCUACCAGAUGUUGUCACGGGAUGACAUCGUAGCCAUCUCAUCUCUCCACAAGGCUGGGCACUCCACACGGGCUAUCUCUGACCAGACGGGUGUCAGUGUCCGUCAAGUUCAACGAUACGUGAGGCGCAUGGCUGAAAUGGGCGGCAACAAAAUACCCGCGAAGAGGAAACCACCAGGAAACACCCGCAAAACUUCCCUACGAACCCUGAGGGUGGUACACCUUGAACUUGAACGCAAUCCACGAGUAUCAGCCAGAAAAAUAAGGGAAGACAACUUUGGAUUGCUGAGUAAUGUGUCUGUGAGGACAUUAUCGCGCCGUAUCCACGACGACCUCCAGUACCUGAGUUAUGCAGCGCGCCCCAAGCCUGUGGUUUCUGUAGCCCAGCAAGAGAAGAGACUUGCAUUUUGUGACAGGAUGAAGGACUGGACUAUCGAGCAGUGGCGUGGCGUGCUGUGGAGCGACGAGUCAAGAUUCAUAGUGACAGCCAGCAGUCAAGGUCGCGUGUACCGGCGCCCAGGCAGCGAUCCCCUUGACCCCCGCUACACUGCUCCUGCCGUCAGGUUCCCUGAUUCGUUGAUGGUAUGGGGAUGCUUUUCCUACCAUGGGGUGGGGAGCCUCGUGGUGUUACCCAAGAACACCACAAUGAAUCAGGGGAAUUAA
Molecule: messenger RNA, 669 nt
Organism: Scylla paramamosain (green mud crab)
Lineage: Eukaryota; Metazoa; Arthropoda; Malacostraca; Decapoda; Portunidae
Exons: 1
Coding region: 1-669 (222 amino acids)
Molecular function (GO): nucleic acid binding
Source: RefSeq, a predicted model, not a curated record